Molecule: messenger RNA, 654 nt
Organism: Penicillium chermesinum
Lineage: Eukaryota; Fungi; Ascomycota; Eurotiomycetes; Eurotiales; Aspergillaceae
Exons: 1
Coding region: 1-654 (217 amino acids)
Source: RefSeq, a predicted model, not a curated record
AUGUCAUUUCUUUCUUCGGUGUUCUGCGGGUGCUUCAGCCGCAAUGAAGAUGCCCCGCCCCGGCCAUUUCAACCAGAAAUGCAGGAAUCCACCCAUACCUGGGGUCAGACUCGAGCCGGUAUACAAACCGGCCGUUUCAUUCUUUCCAGCGACGGCCACUUCGUCCGCGCCGCAGGCCCCAGCGACCAUGAUGGGUACGGCCCUCCGCCAGAUUCCGACGAUGGGGGCUAUGCCAGCGUGGUCCCCCUGCCGCAAUACACACCUCGUCCGAUGAGCAUUCACGAGAAGACCCUCGAGUCGCAUAUGCGGGACCCAUCUGUGUCAUCCGAUAGUAACGGAUUUUCGCCUGACUAUAAGAACCGCAACCUCUAUGACGAAGAGGUCAUUUCUGACACGGCUUCUACUCUCUCUUAUCCCAGCAGUUACGGCAACACUUCCACUGCAACAAGGGAAACUCCUCCUCCUCCAUAUUCGCCUCGCAUGUCAGCUGUCAUCGCUCGCUCUCGAUCCCUCUCUAAUUCCUCAGCGCGAGCAAUUAUUAUCAACCCUCCACCAAUGGCUCUUCUGAGCGGCGGCCGGAUUACAGCCCCUCCAUCUGAUGCUGAUGAUCAGUCUAUCCGCCGGCACCGAAGAGCCUCAUGGGAGAGUCGGUGA